AUGGGCGCAACUUCUCCUGCUUUGGUAGCUAGCGACCCAUCCCACAAGGAUGGCAUACAAAGCGCAAGUGCGCCGACCAGGUCAGUCACACUGCGCAACUUCCUUCGGAUCAUGGAGAACCUCACACGCACCGAGUGCGCGGACGACACCGCCACGCCGGCCGCGGAGCUAGCGCGCAACCUGCCCGAUCUAGUGGCGCAGCUCAAGGCUCUUCGCGAUGAUAUGGAGCGCAAGUCCAAGCUCUACGACGCGCUGCUUCAGGCGGUCGACGGCUGCGAGCCGAGUUCCACCCGUCGUGCUGGUUCGUCGUCCGCUCUGGACCAGAGCCAGAGCGGCAUGCGCGGCAGCAUCUUCACGCCCUUCUCGAACUCGCAGCUGGACCCGCGGGCCAGUCAGAUGACGCUCGAGGACCUGUCAGCGCUGGACGAGGCUCUAGACGACACGCACUAUACCAACACCUUGGUGAGUCGCCAGUCGUCCAUCAUGAUGCGGCAACAGCAAAAUGGGUACCGGUAUUCCCAACGUGGUCGUCCACAGCCACGUCCGUCCUAUUCAAUGUCCCAAAUGUCCAUGGGACGCAUGGGCACGGACAAGUACACGGUCAUGUGGGUCAGUGGCGAAUGUGGCAUCUCACUACGAAAUUUCUCACGCAAAGACAAUAAAGUCGGCGCUCAGAUUGCAGUCUUGCAGCAUGCCGACGGUGUCACCACAGGCAUCAGCAACUGUCGACUUGGAGACGAAUUGGUGAGUAUCAAUGACGAACGGGUGGAUAAUCUGAUAUUUCGGGAGAUUGUGGACAAGCUGAAAACUACUCGACGUCCGAUCUCGUUGGGAUUUAGAACGAACCAGAAUGUGCAGACCUCUCCCAGAUCAGCAUCGUCACCGACCGGUAGCACAUCUAGACCGAGUCAUUUCUUCUCGCGUGGGUCGUCGAGGUCGAAGAACAAGGCGUCGCCAUCUCCGGCAGACAGACACUCGGUUAGUGGAGGGAGUCAUCCCACUACGAGUGGAUUCUUUGAUGAUGACGAGAGUAGUGACAUUGUACACGAGACUAUUGACCAUCCGGGAUACGGAGACUUGACGAGUGUUCCAGUCUCGAUUUCUAGGUCGACUAGUGCUGAUUCAGUCCUGAGAUCCAGUACUGGUGACGCUACAGCUACGGUGGACCGCUCCACGACGACAUCGCUACAGUCGUCGACGUCUACUUUGUCAGAGGACGUUGAAGUGUGGUGCAGAGAACAGGAAGAGAUGCAUAGCGACAUUAUCGUGUUGCUGACCGAGACGGUCAUGCGCUGCGAGAAGCUCCAACAGGAGAAUCUGGAUCAACUGCAGAACCUCAUGCAGCUAUCUGCCAGUAGCCCCAGUGACAGGAGCAGCACAGCUUCUUGUUUGGAGAUUGAGAGAUCCAGCAAGACAGACCAAGAAGUGACACUUGAUGUGGACGCUGUCGUGUCGGUAUCAGCCAGCCCCACGACGUCAUCCAGAGCCUGAAACGAGGCAAUUUGGGUGGGAUUCUGGAGCCACUCCAGUAUCCAUAUCUAUGAUAUCUUGCGGGGCGCAUCGUUUUGAUACCGAGCUCAAGAAUUUGUAGCUGCAAAGUGCCGGAAAUGCAAAAUGUAGAAAACUUAGUGCGACAUGGCAUAGAAACCGAGGAAGGAUAAAUAUCAUUUACAUCGUGAAUAAAAA
Phytophthora infestans T30-4 is the source of this 1686-nucleotide messenger RNA. RefSeq lists its product as uncharacterized. NCBI's taxonomy places the organism in Eukaryota, Oomycota, Peronosporomycetes, Peronosporales, Peronosporaceae. The transcript has 2 exons. The record is from RefSeq and is a predicted model, not a curated record. Bases 1 to 1491 code for a protein of 496 amino acids. Gene Ontology annotation, molecular function: protein binding.